CUGCAGCGGCCCGCCCGCCGGCCCCGGUUUGUGGAGGCACCAAGGAUCGGACACGGAGGCUUAAACACCAACGUCACUCAGAAGCGAACGCCUCCAGUUCGUCGACCGCGUGUUUCGGCUAUGGCGUUCUCAACGGCUCCUGGAAUGUCUGUCAUCUCUUUCCGCAAAGAGGCAGGAGUUCAACACCGAUGUCGGAUUUGUCCAAAGACGUUCAAGCGGAGCGAGCAUCGCAAUCGCCAUGAGCGAGGCCGUUGGGUUGUCCUCUCUAAAAAGUCUGGAGUUUCGGCUAAAGACAAGUAG
This is a messenger RNA of Colletotrichum abscissum, 300 nucleotides long. RefSeq lists its product as uncharacterized. The record is from RefSeq and is a predicted model, not a curated record. The annotation marks the transcript as partial. Lineage: Eukaryota; Fungi; Ascomycota; Sordariomycetes; Glomerellales; Glomerellaceae. The transcript has 2 exons.